This is a messenger RNA of Closterium sp. Naga37s-1, 1257 nucleotides long. The record is from the annotation of a GenBank genome assembly. NCBI's taxonomy places the organism in Eukaryota, Viridiplantae, Streptophyta, Zygnematophyceae, Desmidiales, Closteriaceae.
AUGUCGGCAUCUCUCAUCUUCUCCCGCUCUCUCCUCGUUCCCCCCGCUCCGCCCCAUCUCUUUCCGCCCUUGCUCAUCUCCCCGCUCACCUCUCUGUUCUUUGCUCACUUCGCCCCGCUCCCUCCCUGUUCACCCCUCACUUCCCCUUCCUUCCCCUUUUUCUUUACCUCCCACCUCAUUCCCCACUUCACUCAUCCCUCGCUUUUCCCCCGCUCUUUCCGCAUCUCCCGCAGCGCUUUCCGCAUCUCCCCCAACGCUUUCCGCAUCUCCCCCAGCCGCAUCUCCCCCUCCCCCCCCCACCCUUUCCAGCCAUUCAACCGUCGUCUCUCCCCCCAUCCCCCCCGCCCGUUUUCAGCUCUUUCCUCCUCUCUCCCCUUCUCACCCCUCCUUUCCUUCCAACACUCACCCCUUCUUCCCCCCAACAUUCACGCCUCACCCGAUUAUAUUAACUUCUCCUUUCCCCGCUCUGCCCCCAACUCCCCUCCGCUCUCCCCGCAUUCCCCCCUCCCGUUCACCCCUUAUCCACCCGAUAUCUCGCUCUGCGGUGCAGCAGAUGGCGGGAGGUGCUCACGCCUCAUCUCCCCUCUGCUCUUCGCUCAGUUAUCCCCCCCUCUUCUCCCCACUUUCAUCUCAUCUCCUUACCGCUCACCCCUCAAGUCCCCUCUGCUCUUCGCUCUAUUCGCCCCGCGUUCCCCUCUUCCCAACCCCGUUGUCAACUCAUCUCCCCUCCGGUCUCCUCUCAUCUCUCUCUCCCCCCCUCUUCCCCCCCUCCCCAUUCACUCGCACCUCAUCCUCCCCUUCCCCCCCCACCCACCCACCCCCCCCCCCUUCAUCCAUUCAACCGUGGUCUUUCUCCCCCCUUUUUUCCCCUCCUCUCAACCCCCCUUUCCUUCCAACACUCACCCCUCCUUCCCCCCAACACUCACGCCUCACCCAAUCAACUUCUCUCCCCGCGCUGUCCUCGUUUCCCCCUUCCGUUCACCCCUUACCGUAUUCCUUUCCCCCCCCCACCCACUUUGUUUGAUCCUAUCCCGCCCUUCACUUGAAUCAGGUGCAUCAGAUGGUGGCUCGCUGGCAGCUGGAAAAAGGCUUUCAAAGGAGCUGAACUGCACCGAUUCGCGCUCUGUAUACCACGGCCAUGAAGCUUCUUCCCUCGGGCAGCAGCGUUGUCAGGAGCAGCAGCAUCAGGAACCUCGACCAUUGCCAAUCUUCAGGAGAUUCAAUCAUCCAAAGCUUGUGUUCCAGGAAAUUCAAUGA